ACUGAGGAUGAAGAUGAUGCACAAAAGACACAGAUAACACAAACAACAUAUCAACAGGACACCGAUAUCAAUGCUAUGAUAUUGAAAUUGGAAAGUGUGCUGGCUUCCAGCUGUACAGAUACUCAGACUGCCACCAAAAUGUCUCCACCAAUUCCCCCGACAUCAAAUGCUAUCAAUGACAUUAUGGCAAAGACUAAGUUGAAGCGCAUGAGAGAGUAAGUGCUCUAACCAUUUUAUUAUUUGAAACACAAUGCAGUGAUCUGUACUACUGAAAGACCUAAAUAUUCCCAUAACUGCAAGUGAGAUACUAUAUCUAUGCAAUAUUUUUUUCAAUGCCUCUUUUACUCUGUUACAGUG
This is a messenger RNA of Staurois parvus, 357 nucleotides long. Lineage: Eukaryota; Metazoa; Chordata; Amphibia; Anura; Ranidae. The record is from the annotation of a GenBank genome assembly.